Molecule: messenger RNA, 1430 nt
Organism: Lingula anatina
Lineage: Eukaryota; Metazoa; Brachiopoda; Lingulata; Lingulida; Lingulidae
Source: RefSeq, a predicted model, not a curated record
UUGGAUUUAUCACUUCGUUUGACUUCAUGGCAUAUUGUCAGAUGAAAUCUACGGUGAUGAGUCUUCGCAGAUGUCUCCGUUGCAGGCGGACAUCCCGUCUACCUGUACUGCUGUUAAUGACUGGGGCAUUGAUUUACAUCUUCCAAUUCAUGAACGGUUUUGAAAUCCUGUCGUCAGCAGUGGCGAAAGCUAAAACAAGUUGCAAUUUGAUGGCUAUGAACAGGUCCGAUACGUCCGGAGAAAUCAUCCACAGGGAAAAUAAAAAGGGUCCUCCUUUCCAGUUAACAGAAGCAAUGGCGGCUAUCAGGUCAGACAAGAGUGGUAGCUCCAAAUCUCCUACAUCAACAUCCUGUAAAGAGGAAUCGUUAUCUUCAGCACAACAUGACUUGGGCCAACAUCAAAAUACGACAUCAGACUUUGUCUUGGUGUGGUCGCAUUAUGCCGCAAUUCCACAAACGUUUAUGGAUAAAAUGGAGACCUUACUCCAGUUUAAUCCAGGGAAACGCGUUAUAUUUUUUUGUGGAAGCAGUGGAUGUAUAGAUCAAAUAGACGCCAAGGCGUGGAAACACGUAACAGCAUUUCGUUUACUGUUGUCUGAGUUAACCCAGGGAACACCACUGGACGAUUUUGUCUCUAAAUCCGCCUUUCUAAAAUUGCUCUUGGGUCGUAAAUUUAUGGCAGUCGUACACGAAGUAAGUGUUUUACUUGUACUGUGGAGAUUUGGUGGACUCCACAUAAAUUUAAUAAGAAUGGUGCCGUCAAAUUUACCAGAUGAAUAUUUCACAGGGGAAUGGGUGUCCACUGAAGGCAUCUUUUUCAUAUCCAGAUUUGAACGACAUUCGUUGUUCGUCAAAAGUGCUAUGGUCGAGAUUCAGUCGGCCUACAGCAGUCUCAGUAGAAGUCAAAUCCAAAAUUGGGACACUGCUUCAGUCUUGAUAAAAUCAAAGGUUCUAAGCCAGUUAGAUGAGAGACAGUUUGAAAAGGAUAGUAUGGGUUCUGUAAUGCCCUUUUUGCAAGAUGAACACUUUGGGAUCCUAACAUUUGACAAUCGAGUGAAGGUGGCGAGAGACAUCAACGAUGAAAUUCAAACUCUAGCAGGGCUACAAUUCCUUCCCUUUGUUGACCUGUUGGUGGACAGGGAUACUUGGAACGUCACCAGUGUAGUAAAGUUAAUUCCUCAAUCGGAGAAUACUGACAUAUUUUCGGAAGAAAACACUAAAAGGGAAAUCCAUGGGAAGGCAACAAAUUGGUCUUUGUACAUGACCCGAAAUGCUGGAGGUAUUGGCAUAUCUAAAACAAAAGACACAAAAGAUCACCGACAGUUUUUUACUAUUCGGCCUGCACUCUCAACGGCAGCAUCAAAGGCUCCUGAUUACAGCGGCAGUAACUCUCACCGACCCUCGUCUCAGCGGUCUACCCAGCAGCCCUAG